GGCCGCCCGCCAGCCGCGCGCGGAGGGGCCCGCGCUCCCAUUGGCCCGGCCGCGCCGGAAGCGGCGCCCGGCGGAGGCGGCCGCUGCCCCUGGGCUCCCGUAGCGGCCUGCCCGGGAAUGUCACAUAACAACUGAAAAUUUCGUGUGGAAACAGAAAAUGGCUUCAAGAGGAACAACAGAGACCAGUAAACUGAAACAAAACUUGGAAGAACAGUUGGAUAGGUUAAUGCAGCAGCUUCAAGAUCUGGAUGAAUGCAGAGAGGAACUAGAUGCGGAUGAGUAUGAAGAGACCAAAAAAGAAACUCUAGAACAACUGAGGGAGUUCAAUGACUCUCUGAAGAAGAUUAUGUCUGGAGAUAUGACUUUGGUGGAUGAGCUCAGCGGGAUGCAACUGGCAAUACAAGCAGCCAUCAGCCAAGCAUUCAAAACUCCGGAAGUAAUUAGAAUGUUUGCAAAGAAACAACCAAGGCAAUUGAGGACAAGGCUGGCAGAGAUGGAUCGAGACUUAAUGAUUGGGAAGUUGGAACGAAACCUGUACACACAGCAGAAAGUGGAAAUCCUGACUGCCCUCAGAAAGCUUGAUGAGAAGCUCACUGCAGAUGAUGAGACAUUCUUGUCAACAAAUGCUGGUACAGCUCUGAGCCAGUUUGAGAGAGUCUCAACUGACCUUGGAUCAGGAGACAAAGUCUUUGCUCUAGCAAGUUUUGAAGUAGAAAAGGCGAAGCAAUGAAGAGGUGCGUGAGGCUUGUGUCUCUCCAGUUAUCAGCAGCAUUGGACUUCUCAUAGUGCAUUUGUUUUUGAUAUGUUGAAAAAAAGAAAAGCAAAAAAUACCCCAACAAACAAACCCUAAAUCUCUUGGGUUCUUAACCAGAAGAUAUGAAGUAAACAGCCUUAAGUGCACUUUGGAACCUUGGUGUCUGUACUCCUUAGUAAUACGAGUUCUGAGGCUGAACACUAAGUGGUACUCUAAAAACAAAAGCACGGUAUGACUGUCUUGGGAAAGGAUCGGCUAUUUUGAACUUACCUAAAUGUGUAUUUCUCUAACUAUUAAAACAUAAUCUUUUUGCAUGUGGUUGUAGCAAGCAGAUCUUUCUCAGGAGCAGUCCUAAUGAGUGGAGCGGUUUUUUGGGUGAUUCUUCACAUUGCUCUCAAGUUGUCUUAAUUUUUGUCUGGACUCCCUACUAAGUAGUUUAUAGUAGGAAUGCAUUGAAGCUUUGAAAAAUUGACGUAGUUUAUUUGAAAUGCCAUCUUUCUACAAACUGUUUGCAGAAGGACCAAAAUGAGUCUGUGUGCUGAUCAUUGGCCCUUAGCUGCUUGUUUGCUGUGUGUGUGAAUGGGCACCAUUGUGUCCCAGCCUUGACUGACAAACAAUGGAAGCCCUGUAGGGAGGCUUCUGGAGUAAUUUAACCUUGCAUAUUGAAAUGGCAGGGAAUUGCUAGGAAAUGGCAAUGAGAAGCCCUGUCUGUGACCUCUUACUUCAGCUCUGGGUGUAUAUCUACAUGCUACCAUUAUUUCCCAGUAUUUCUGAGAGAGCACAAAAUAGCUUGCAAGUAGAAACAAGUUUCAAAAGGGGUGAAAAGCUCUCAUUACAUGAUCGGUGCAAGUGUUGCUCGUCUAUUUAUCAGAUGGUGGUCUUGUGGAGAGGGGAGGGUCUGUGCCUCCACUGCGAAGUUAGAAUCCUGAAUAAUUUCAGGGUGUAGGAGGAUUUAUAAUCUCAUUUUGUUGAAUUUUUAGCUCCUGAGUGUGGAGAAACUACUUGGGACUCUAGAUGUGUGUUUAACUUCCUGAGAAACUAUUUUUUGUAAAAUCAAUAUUGGGUAUCUUCAGUUCUUAAAGUAGUGACUGCUUCACACUGUAAUUCAGUAGGUGUUAGCAUUUUGUCUGAGCUAAUUGGAAGCCUGUAUUUCACUGAAACUUUUUUAGCUUGAGAAAUGUGCAUUUCAGAUCUGCUCUACCCUUGGUAUAUAUUCAGGUGUUGAUCUAAUGAUAUUGGCACCCCCCCCCCCCC
Falco peregrinus (peregrine falcon) is the source of this 2008-nucleotide messenger RNA. RefSeq names its product leucine zipper and CTNNBIP1 domain containing (gene LZIC). Gene Ontology annotation, biological process: negative regulation of Wnt signaling pathway. Gene Ontology annotation, molecular function: beta-catenin binding. The coding region runs from base 158 to 730 and encodes 190 amino acids. The transcript is spliced from 7 exons. The record is from RefSeq and is a predicted model, not a curated record. Gene Ontology annotation, cellular component: nucleus; beta-catenin destruction complex; cytosol. Lineage: Eukaryota; Metazoa; Chordata; Aves; Falconiformes; Falconidae.